Penicillium mononematosum is the source of this 2220-nucleotide messenger RNA. Its product is annotated as CDC50/LEM3 family protein. Lineage: Eukaryota; Fungi; Ascomycota; Eurotiomycetes; Eurotiales; Aspergillaceae. The transcript has 7 exons. Gene Ontology annotation, cellular component: endoplasmic reticulum; Golgi apparatus; plasma membrane. The record is from RefSeq and is a predicted model, not a curated record. The coding region runs from base 1 to 2220 and encodes 739 amino acids.
AUGUCACGUCUUGGUUAUCGUGCGCACUCCCUGUACUGGGAAGGGUUGAAUUAUCAUUCUCACAGCGAACAUACUAUCGUUGCUACGUCUGUAUCCAUCGUAUUGUUGUUUGUCGGAUUUGUGUGUCGGGUCUUCAAGCUUCAUCAGAGCUUCUCGAAGUUUCUUGAUCACAGCAUUCGACGGAGAAUCAGUCGUUCACUUCGUAUACCGCUUCGUGUGGUUUACGACUGGUGCCAUGUUCAGGGCUCCCCUCAAAGCCUGAAGAGGUACUUGUUUUAUCGGCCUCUAUUAGCACUCUUUCUUACUGCCCGAGUAUCCGCCGAUACGUGGAACUCCAUGUUCUUUGAGGUGUGGUGGCUCAUGAUCAGUUUCAUUUGGGGUGUGGAGCGUUUAUUCAAUACAACAGCUAUCGUACCAAGUAAGGAGGACACAAAAUGGACUUUUGGUCAGGUCAUGUCCGUUGCUCUCCUUGCGAUACCCCUAGUGACGGUCGUUGAGCUGCUUUAUCCAGAACCCGAGAAACAAAAGAAAAACACACAGCAAACCAAAAGAACCUGCCUAUCAUUUGAUCAGAACCAGGGCCGCUCUAGUCUCGAAUACCUCGACGAGCUGCCUUCGCCAAUUGCACGGGAUCUCACCCGCACCUCGCACCUCGAGGUCAACGAUCAUCCCGACUACGAACUGUAUUACGCAUCCGGUUCCCUGAAUGUGCCGGCUCUGACGCUAACCCUAUCAGUCGUUUUCAUCUCACUCUGGUGUCUCGGUCAGGCGUCAAUGUUCAACGGCCUGACGGGACUCGGCUUUUUGCAAAUAUCCUUUUACCCCUGGGGCGCAAUGCCACUGGUAUUGAUAUUCAGCAUCUACAACAGCAUCCUUUUCUCAUUUAUGGGAACUGGUAUUGGGGGCAGGGAACGAGGCAGCCGAGAGACUAAACGCUUCCUUGUGCAAUUCUCACAUGUCUUCGUGACGAUCUUCUUUAUUGCCAUCACUGUCUUCAUGUUUCUCUAUGUUCGGGGUGGCGGGGAAUGGGUCCAGUGGGUGGCCGUUGGCGUAUUUGGCGUUGCUGCCUUGGUAGAGAUCGUCGCUGGACACAGCCUUGCGGCGAAGUUCAUUGAGAAGCCGAUUCCCGCAGUGGAUUUAUGCUUCAUGAGAUCCAAAAUUGGACUAAUCCAAGGUCGCUUUUAUGUGCCAAACCAGCCAAUUCUAACUCCUAAAAACGUCCUUCCUAUAUUUUUGGUCAUUGGGGUUUUAUUGAUCCCUAUCGGCGGAGUUCUCAUUUGGGCGAAUUCUUUGGUUCGUGAGAUCGUGAUCGACUAUUCGGAUUGUUGGAAGGCUGCGCCGCUGGACUCAUCUAUAGCCAUCCCCGAUAAUGUACAGACGACAUUCAAGUCAAAGACCAGACAAGAUCCCCACUGGCAGCGAACACACGACCCAGCGACGAAUACCACCACAUGUUCUUUGUUCUUUGAUAUCCCGGAGACACUGGGACCGCCGGUAUAUCUAUAUUAUCGGCUUACAAACUUCUAUCAGAACCAUCGCAGAUAUGUUCAGUCGUUUAACCAGGACCAAUUGAAGGGCAAAGCCGUCCGUAACGCCACGUUGGCUAACGGCACAUGUGAGCCCUGCGCGGUUGACGAUGCAACAAAAAAGGCCUACUACCCCUGUGGGCUAAUUGCGAAUUCCAAAUUCAACGACACUAUCGGUCAGCCUCAGAAUCUACAAGGGGAGGGGACACUUGUCUACAACAUGACAAAGAAGGGAAUUGCGUGGGAGAGUGACAAGAAAUUGAUCAAAAAGACGCAGUACAAGCCGUGGGAGGUUGUCCCCCCACCAAACUGGGCCAGUUACGGCCUCAACUACAGUUACGAGAACAUGCCUGAUCUUCAUGAAGAUGAAGAUUUUAUGGUUUGGAUGAGACCGGCCGGUUUGCCAUCGUUCAGCAAGCUUUCUAGAAGAAAUGAUCGUGACGCAAUGCCCAAGGGGUUUUACAGGUUGGAUAUACAGGACAGGUUUCGGGUCACUGAGUACGAGGGGACCAAGGCAAUUUUGAUAUCCACUAGGACUGUGCUUGGGGGCAAGAACCCCUUUUUCGGAAUUGCUUAUGUUGUUGUUGGUGGGACCUGUGUGCUUGUGGGAGUUGCAUUUACGAUUGCACACUCAAUUCGACCCAGGUAUGGUACUCUCGAUGGAAUAUCCUCCCGGCUGUUAAUAGCUUUUUAG